Messenger RNA from Archocentrus centrarchus (flier cichlid), 3992 nucleotides. RefSeq names its product integrin alpha-M-like. Gene Ontology annotation, molecular function: integrin binding. Gene Ontology annotation, biological process: cell adhesion mediated by integrin; cell-matrix adhesion; cell-cell adhesion. The record is from RefSeq and is a predicted model, not a curated record. NCBI's taxonomy places the organism in Eukaryota, Metazoa, Chordata, Actinopteri, Cichliformes, Cichlidae. The coding region runs from base 19 to 3495 and encodes 1158 amino acids. Gene Ontology annotation, cellular component: external side of plasma membrane; integrin complex. The transcript has 30 exons.
GACUGGAUAAUUUGUGCAAUGCUAUUCUUGUCAGCACUAAAUGCUGCACUUUGUUUCAAUAUUGAUCCUGUGGCCUGGAAGACUCUGAGGAGCUCUGCUGCUGGUUUUGGCUACCAGGUGGUGCAAAGACAGUCAGAUGUGCUCAUCAGUGCCCCGCUUGAACAGUAUUCACAAAAUGGAAGAGGAAAAAUAUAUAGCUGCUCCACCACUACUCAAAACUGCCAAAAUAUACAAUUUGAAGCGCCAGGUUUUGCAGUCAACAUGUCCCUUGGUUUGACAAUGAAACGUGAUCCCACAUCACAAAACACUGUGGUGUGUGGUCCAACGAUUCCAAAGGACUGCAAAAGUAUCACCAUGUACAAUGGUGUGUGCUUUCAGAUGGACCGUUCUAACUCAUAUGGACCACCCAUACCUUCUUCUCUUCAAGAGUGCCCGCCGCAGGCAGAUAUCGCCUUUCUGUUGGAUGGUUCAGGUAGCAUAUAUGGUCCUGAUUUUGGAACAAUGAAGAACUUUGUGAAAGAUCUAAUCAAGUCAUUUAUCUCAAGUGAUGUACAGUUUUCUGUUACACAGUUCUCCGGGUCACCAGUGAUUCAUUUUUAUUUUAAGAAAUAUUCCUCAUCUGGAUCAGUAGACACUGACAUAAAUGGAAUCACUCAACUGAACGGAGCUACUUACACAGCUAAGGCCAUCAGACAUGUUGUGGAUAAUGUUUUUGCGUAUUCCAGACCAAAUGUGAAGAAGGUCUUGAUAGUAAUUACUGAUGGACAAUCUACUGACCCAUACAAUCUGGGAGGUGCAGUACAGCAAGCAGAGAGUAGAAAGAUUGUUAGAUUUGCUAUUGGGGUUGGGAAUGCAUUUAUUUACUACCGGGCAAAACAAGAACUGGACACCAUUGCGUCGUCUCCCUCAGUCAAAUAUGUGUUUCAAGUGGCGAACUUCAAUGCACUUCAAAUAAUAAAACAGAAUCUGCAGGACAAACUCUUCUCCAUUGAAGGAUCUCAAAGCAGUGGAGAGUCACUGAAAAUGGAAAUGUCUCAAGCGGGAUUCAGUGCAGCUUUUGUGCCUGAGGGAAUUCAGAUGUCAAUUGUUGGUGCAAACCAGUGGAAGGGAGGCUACAUGCAAUACACAACAGGCAGCCAAAAGGUGAAAACAUAUGAGGAUAUGUUCUUUGAGCCUGACAGUUAUCUUGGUUACUCCAUGGCAAUUGCUAAAACCCAAAGUGGCUCUCUGACAGUUGUUGGUGCUCCAAGAUACAAACACAGAGGAGUUGUGGUCGCUGUUAACAGAGAAAGUUUGAAAAACCAAAUGAUUGAACCCUUUUCAUCACAGUUUCAGACUGGUGAAUAUUUUGGGGCUGAGGUGUGUGCCAUGGACAUAAAUAAUGAUGACAUCACUGAUCUAAUCUUCAUAUCUGCCCCAAUGCACAUGGAGCCUGAUGGAGAGGGAAGAGUUUAUGUUUGCAGACUAACUGUUUUGUUUGUCGAGUGUAAUUUUAAUGACCCAGUAUUGCUAAGAGGAAGUGCAGCUGUCAAAGGAAGGUUCGGCUCUUCUCUUGCUGUGCUGCCUGAUCUAAACUCAGAUGGAUUCAGGGAUUUGGCAGUUGGAGCACCUUUGGAGAAUGAUGGUGAAGGCAGCAUCUACAUAUUCAACAGUGAAGGAGGAAGAAUCAGUCCUACUUACUCACAGAGAAUUACUGGCUCUGAGGUUCAGUCAGGACUGAAGUUCUUUGGCCUAUCAAUCAGUCAGUUGUCUUUUGACCAGAGUGGUGAUACCCUGCCUGACUUAGCGCUGGGGUCAAAGGGUGGGGUUGUCUUACUGAGAUCAAGACCCAUAGUAAUGGUGAAAGCUGAGGUGUCAUUCAGCCCAGACCAAAUUCCAACUCAGAAUGUAAGCUGCUCAAAACCACUGGAGAACACAGCUACAAUCUGCUUUACCAUGAGCAGAGUGUCUACAGUCAAUACAGCUCAAGCAAGGAUUAAUUAUACUUUAACACUGGAUGCCACUCGCAAAUCUCCAAAUAACCGAGCUUACAUCAGCGGGAAAGAACGAGAGCAGUCUGGAUCAGUUACUGUUGACUUAACUAGCAAACAGUGUCCAACUGUAAAAUUCCUUAUUGAGGCCUGUCCAGAAGAUGCUCUCCUUGCACUUUCCAAUGAGCUCAAAUUCACGUUUGACGGUUUACUCUCAAACACAACUCUCAGACCAAGUCUCGCCCCACAGGCUCAAACAACAAUCAUUUAUCCUUUAGGGUUUGAGAUCAACUGUGGCACUGACAACCAAUGUAUUGAUAACCUGAAAGUGGAUUUCAACUUCACCAGUGCAGUGUUUUUUUUCUUCUCCCUUUAUUCCCAUCCUCCUCCAUAUUCUGCCAGAUCCUCAGAGGUUAAAGUGGGCAUUGAUGAGCUUUUGGAUGUCACAGUCACAGUGGAGAACAGCGGGGAAAACUCCUACAACAGUCGUGUUAUUCUCACGUACCCAGCUGGUCUCUCCUACAGGAAGUUCACCAUUCAGCAGGGAAGAAUUGAGUGCAACUCUUUGGACAGUGAAGGUUGUUUAUCACGAGGAAGGACAGACUGCACUAUUGACAAGCCAAUUUUCAAAAGCAAAACUCAGGCUUUCUUCAUUGUCUCCUACGGUAUCGAAACCAAUAGUCAACUUGAGAGGAAGAUCUUUGUCACUGCAAAUGCCACGAGUGGAAAUCAGGAGAAUAUCACUAUAAGUGAAAUCUACAAAAGGAAAUCGAUUGAUGUGAAGUACAGCAUUUUUAUGACAUUUGACAACUCCCUCAGCUACAACAAUUUCACUUUUGGGAUGAAUAAUUUGCAGAAACCAUUCCAACAAUCUAUCCAGGUAACAAAUGAUAUCCGAGCGCUUAAUUUCACUGUGGUGAUCAGGGUUCCAGUGAAGCUUGGUGAAAAAGACAUUUGGGUGGAUUUGAGCAGUCUGCAGAUUGCAGACUGUCAGAGAGGAAAUGAUGAAGAACCAGGUGUCAGAGAUUUUGUUCCGAAGAUACAAGGGGAUAAAGUUGUGGACUGCUCUGUAGCCAGGUGCGGAGUGUUCAAGUGCAACACAUUCAUGGGAAUAUGGGAAAGCAGGACGUACGAAAUAUCUGCUAACCUCAGUUCAGGAUGGAUAGAGCAGAUUGGACUUCAAUCUGCCAAAUUCCGCUUGACCAGCACAGCCAGUCUGGAGUACGACAAAAACCAGUACAUCUACUUUUCUAUAGGGUCUAACAACAAUCCUCCAGUUCGCAAGAUUGAGGCAGAGGUAGAAGUGUAUCCUAAACCAGAUUUCACCAAAGCGAUUAUUGGAGGAUCCCUGGGAGGGUUGGCUUUACUGGCUUUACUCACUGCUGGCCUGUAUAAGGCUGGAUUUUUCAAGAGUAAAUACAGUGACAUGUUACAUCAAAAUGCAGAAGGCGGUCCAAGUCCAGAGACUGAUGCAGUUUCACCCCCAGCAGAAGUACAAGGAUCACAUUUGCAGUUGUGCAAUUAAUAUAUAUGAAACAUAUAGACCGUCCUGAUAUCUUUAGGAAUGAAUACACGUUGAAAUGUCCAUGCUACCACAUUUGAUUCAUUAAACAAAAAACAGCUUGCUGUGUCUGGACUCACUCCCUCAUUCACUCACUGACUGUUAUCUACAACAAAGGUUCCUACCUGGUGGUCAUGACCCUCAAAUCAAGAUCACAAAAUGAAUGAGAAAGAUCCAGGUACAUUUAUUUUUUAGUGUUUUAUGGUCUUCUUCAGGACCCUAAAACUAUUCCAAUUAAGCUGAGAGGGAAAAUACCACUGUCAAUCAACUGCUUAAACUUCACACAGACACCUGAAGGCAAGGCAUCACAAGCAGACACAAAGUUUGAAUACUCGAAUCAAAUGGACGAGGCUAAAUGUAGUGAUUUUUUACCCAGUCCUGCGAUGCUUUAAACUGUCUUUUCAAAUUUGCUUUAUGUUUUUUGAAGACUCUUUCUGCUCAUUUACAGUAAAAUGUUUAAA